CGUACUUCCGCAACAGCCGAAGAAACCGGAAAUAGAAAAAUUUCAGACGACAUUUUGGUCAACAUUUGGGGAGUUUGUACUUUUGAAAAGUAUUUUGAACGCAUUUCGUCUUGUUUUCAGCCAAAUGUCGCGACAUAUCGGUUCAUAUCCCAUCCCACCCUACCUGAAGAACAAAUUAAUUACAGCGGGAUUUUCGACAGCGGAGGAUUUAGAGGAUGUGAAGCCAGUCGAGUUGAGCAAAGAGCUCAAGAUAACCCCAGCAGAAGCUCUGGAAGUCUUGAGAGUUGUCCAAGGAGACCAGAAGGAUCCCCCCUCCCCUGACGAGGGAGUGAAAACGGCCCUGGACAUGCUACAAGAGGAGAGAGAGCAGGGCGGUAUCAUCACGUUCUGCUCUGCUCUGGAUGAGCUGCUGGGGGGAGGGGUGCCGCUCACCAAGAUCACGGAGUUCUGUGGUGCACCGGGAGUUGGGAAGACACAAAUGGGGAUGCAGCUGGCAAUAGAUGUGCAAAUCCCCUCAGCUUUUGGUGGUUUGGGUGGAGAGGCAGUGUACAUAGAUACAGAAGGAAGCUUCAUGGUCCACAGACUAGAAGACAUGGCCAAGGCUGCAAUGGAGCAUUGUAGACACAUAGCUACGGUGGAGAAUAAUAGAGACCAACUGGAGGCAAUGGCAGACUUCACUGUGGAACACAUUUUAUCAAGAAUCCAUUUCUACAGAGUUCAUGACUGGGUAGAACUAGUGGCUCUCAUCAACAUUCUACCAGAGUUUUUGCAAGAACAUUCCAAGGUACGCCUUGUGGUGAUAGACAGCAUUGCCUUCCCCUUCCGACAUGACUUUGAAGACCUGUCUCUUCGGACCAGGCUGCUGAAUGGCCUGGCACAGAACUGCAUCAGGCUAGCAGACAGUCACAAAGCAGCUGUGGUGCUUGUGAACCAGAUGACCACCAAGAUGGGGCAUGCUGGUGAUGGGCAGGCUCACCUCGUUCCUGCAUUAGGAGAAAGUUGGGGACAUGCCAGUACCAUACGAGUGCUGCUCUUCUGGGAGGCUGGCUGCAGGUAUGCAAGGUUGUACAAGUCACCAACUCGAGAAGAAGCAACAGUACCGUAUCAAGUGACAUAGUGGUAGCGCAGUGCCCUCCCUCGUGCGUCGUCCGUGAAUGGGUAGAAGCCGUACAUGUGGAUCUGGUCGCAGAUGGUGGCAGCAAGGGUGUACAUGUGGGCACCGGUGGAUGGACGGAGGAUCUCGAACCCAGCGUCUCUCCAGAUACUGUAAUACCGGUAUAUUUGAUUUAGAUAGUAAUGCAUCAUCUAUGAUGAUUACAUUCAAAUACAGAACCCAGACAAGAGAAUGUUUAGAAAAUAGUUUAGUUCAGUUCACCUUUAUAUACUGAUAAGCCCUGUCGGCCAACAUGUAGGCCGUUCUUCCCAGAGGACCAGUUGAGGGGAGGUGUCACGGGGAAAAAAAGGAUCUCAUACUGCCAAUAAAAUGUUUUUUGUCUCCCCAUGAAUAAGUAGCCUCACCCAUUGACCCCAUGACCUGGAAUGUCUGUCAGGGUUGAUGAAUGACUUGUUCUACCGACUCUGAACUCGACUUCCUGUCACUCUGGCAACCUUUUGCCCCACACUUCCUGCCACUAGUAAGAGUUGCCCCAAAAUGCAUGUCAUAUAGAAAUAACUAUAUAAACAGACACAAUUAAUUCAGAACGUACUGAGGUGAUGAC
Molecule: messenger RNA, 1718 nt
Organism: Branchiostoma floridae (Florida lancelet)
Lineage: Eukaryota; Metazoa; Chordata; Leptocardii; Amphioxiformes; Branchiostomatidae
Product: DNA repair protein RAD51 homolog 3-like
Exons: 9
Coding region: 125-1117 (330 amino acids)
Biological process (GO): DNA repair; meiotic DNA recombinase assembly; reciprocal meiotic recombination
Cellular component (GO): Rad51B-Rad51C-Rad51D-XRCC2 complex; Rad51C-XRCC3 complex; replication fork
Molecular function (GO): ATP binding; crossover junction DNA endonuclease activity; ATP-dependent DNA damage sensor activity
Source: RefSeq, a predicted model, not a curated record